Molecule: messenger RNA, 834 nt
Organism: Helobdella robusta
Lineage: Eukaryota; Metazoa; Annelida; Clitellata; Rhynchobdellida; Glossiphoniidae
Exons: 6
Molecular function (GO): protein binding
Source: RefSeq, a predicted model, not a curated record
UACCAACGAAAGGAACCAGGCAUCAUCGACAGUCAGCUUCUGACACAGUUGGUUUUUGACCAAGGACCCAAGGAUCAUGCUGGUGUAUUGGCAAAAGAAGAAGGCAUUGAUUUUGAAGAUGUCACCCAUUUAAGAAUUUCAUUUAAAAAUAUUCUCCAGAUAGCAAAUUUAUGGAAUUUCAGCAAUUUAGUCAAGUUGCAGUUGGAUAAUAAUUCCAUUUCAAAGAUCGAAGGACUGGAUCACAUGAUUCAUUUAAGAUGGCUUGAUUUAUCCUUCAAUGUAAUAACGCAAAUUGACAACUUGAAUCAGUUAAAGAACUUACGAGAUCUAACGUUGUAUCACAAUCAAAUUACGACCCUUGAAAACAUGGAUGAACUGAAAAAUUUAGAGGUCCUUUCUAUUGGUCGGAAUAAACUUCAAAAUAUUGAAAAUGUUAUCUAUUUGCGAAAUUUUAAAUCUCUGAAAUCGGUGAAUUUUUCUGGCAACGCAUUCACAAGCCUCAACGACUACAGAUCGGUUGUCAUAGUUUACUUGCCACAACUCCAGUACAUCGACUACUCCGCCAUUAGUUCUGAACAGCGCAACGCAGCUGCUGCAACCUUUGAAAAUUUGAUAACAACGUUAGAAGCUAAAGAUGAAGUUCUACAAAGCGAACUGGCUCUGAUGAACAAAGAUAACGAGAGGCUGGCACAUUAUAAGAAAUCGUUCGUGGACGCGUUCUCCGGUGAGUCAUUUGCUGAUCUGCUCUUUCAAGAGGACGAUGACGACUCUAAGUUGAAACUUUGGUGGGUCAUACAGAAUCUCUUCACUGAAUAUCCUUCUAUAGCCCUCUAA